AUGGACAAGCGCGACUUCCACCUGCUGUCGCUGUAUGAAUUCAAGCUCGGACACGAAUCAGCCGACGCCACCCGCAAUCUGCGCCGAUCAUUCGGAGCCGAUGCACCGGACGAGAGGACGGUGCGAGAGUGGUUUACGAGAUUUCUAGCCGGUGAUGAGGACGUUGAAGAUGUUAAGCGCAUUCCAAGGUCUUCCAGUUCGGGUUCUGUUCCCGAAAGAUUGGAUGAUUUUGUGAAAAAGCUAAUGGAGCCUCAGCAGGGGAAAUCCUGGUCAGAUGUGGUGAAGGAGGCCGGAAUGAUGUACACGUCUAUGUGGAAUAAUUCGCUAUCUAAGCGGAGGAAAACCGAACCGGCUGGGUCGGAAUGGGUGAAGAAAGAACCAUCGGUAUCUAACCAAGAAUCACAGGAGCUAACGGAGCGAUACCUGAGACGCGCAGAACAAAUUCACUUAAAAGAUGUGCAGAUUUUCCUUAUUGACGAGGAAAGUAGAGCACUUGCAGAUGUUGUUUAG
Molecule: messenger RNA, 510 nt
Organism: Cylicocyclus nassatus
Lineage: Eukaryota; Metazoa; Nematoda; Chromadorea; Rhabditida; Strongylidae
Source: the annotation of a GenBank genome assembly